Prunus armeniaca (apricot) is the source of this 777-nucleotide messenger RNA. The record is from the annotation of a GenBank genome assembly. NCBI's taxonomy places the organism in Eukaryota, Viridiplantae, Streptophyta, Magnoliopsida, Rosales, Rosaceae.
AUGGAAGUGUUUAGCUUUAAGAGAAAGAUUAAGCAUUACAGCAGCGAUCAGAAGAUACUCUUAGUGGGAGAAGGAGACUUCUCUUUUGCUGUUUGCUUAGCCAGAGCUUUUGGAUUGGCUAUCAACAUGGUUGCGACUUCUCUCGACUCCAGAGAGUCUUUGAUGCUGAAGUAUUCAGAAGCUAUGAGCAAUGUGGAGGAAUUAGAGGCCAAGGGAUGCAUAAUAUUGCAUGAGGUGGAUGUCCACAGCAUGAGCCGACACCCUUUGUUGAUUAGCAUACGCUUUGAUCGCAUAAUCUAUAAUUUUCCUCACGCAGGUUACUUGCAUGGUCCCUUUUCUUCUGAACACAACAGGUUCCAAAUUUGGUUUCAUCAGGAUUUGAUCAGGGGAUUCCUCCAGAAUGCACGCGAAAUGCUGACUGCAAUAGGAGAAAUUCAUGUGACACACAAGACAAAAUUUCCUUACAGUGAAUGGAAAAUAGUGGAGUUAGCACAAAAGGUUGGGUUAUAUCUGGUUCAUGAAGAACAGUUCUCACCAUGGGAUUAUCCAGGUUAUGAAAAUAAGAGAGGAGCUGGGAUGUGUGAUCAAACGUUUCCUGUUGGAAUGUGUAGCACCUUCAAAUUUGCCAAGCUGUUGUGCCAUUCUACCACUUCUGGUUUCCACCUUGGCAUUACUACUUCAGGUCCAUGGUCUGGAUAUUCUGGAAUUAAUGGUCCUCGCAUGCAACGGGCCAAUACGCCAAAUGAGAAUGAGCUUAUGUUUCUGUUAAGCAAGUGA